GUUCAACCAUCACUAUCAAAAAUACAAAUCCAACUACCACAGCCAGAAAUAUAGGCUUAAACAAUACAAUUAGCAAUAUAAGUUUAGCUACCACUGUUAGUAAUACAGGUCCAACUACUACUACCAGAAAUAUAAAUCUAAAUACUACUAUCUGCAAUACAA
Messenger RNA from Racocetra persica, 162 nucleotides. Lineage: Eukaryota; Fungi; Glomeromycota; Glomeromycetes; Diversisporales; Gigasporaceae. The record is from the annotation of a GenBank genome assembly.